AUGUCAUUAGAACCAAAGAUAUUUAAACUAAUUGCAGACGAUCAAAGGUAUUUUCGUUAUAUUUCGAAAAAGACGAAGGAUGAAUCUGCGUAUAAAGUAAUUAAUAUUCCUGAGGAGUCAUUUUUAUCCAAAAGCCUUCAAGAGCUAACAUUUGAUGAGUUAUCACAAUGUUUAAAAGUUAGGUUUUUAGGAGAAAUACCCUUAAACUGGAAAAUAUCCAAGAAGAAUGUUCGUAAAAAUAUUUUAAAAUUACUUCACGAAAUUUCUAGAAAUGUUUAUGUGGUUAAAGCCCUCACAAAUGAGGGGAAAUAUUUCUAUGGUGAGGAUUUUAAUAUAAAAGAUAUUAAACUUCAAAAGACCUUCGACAAUAAAAACAUGUUCGACGCUGAUUUAGGGAGUUUAAUAGAUGGAUUGGAUGUAAAAAAAAAUAACAAAAUUCAAAAAUUGUCAACUACUAAAUCAAAAAAUGUAUCUUCAAGAAGGAAUGUACAUUACACCAGGAAGAGACACCAGUAUAUAAACACAACGCAUAAGCAAAAGAAUCCAAAUAAAAUUUUCAAUUUUAAUAAAAAAAAUAACAUAUUAAAGUCAAAUACCAAGACUAUCAUGGUAAAUGAGUCUUCUUACCAAAAUUUGUUCCCUAGAAGUAUCAGAAAGAACCUAAACGAUACGGUAAUUGCUGGUGAUACCCUUCACGAAUCUACAGAUGAUGAAGUUGAGUGUAUGAAUUUUCCACUGGUUGAAGGUUACAGAACUGAGGAAAAUACAAAUAUAAUUUCAGUGCAACCUAAAAGCUGUCGUCAAAAGGAGAAGACACAAGGCCUUGGUAAGGUUCAACGUCCAAGAUACUUUCAUACCCCCAACCCCUCAAAUAUUAAAUAUUUUCAGGGUAAAUAUAAAAAUGGGUUUGAAAUGAUUUUAGAUGAAAGAAUGUUAGUACUAAUUGCCCCAAGAAAAGAAAGGAAAAUCCAACGAUCGAGACAAUCAAAUGUUCCGCUUUUAAGUUGUCUCAAGGCAUGGACAUGGAAUGAAAUCAAUAUUCAAGUUUACGCAUCAGAAUAUAAUGGUGACCUUUUCAUUCACUUUAAAAGUAAUAAUAAAGCAAAAUUUGUGUACUUAUUCUUACCAAAAUACAGAAGAUAUACUAAGGAAAUCUUUACGUUCCAGAUAGAUGAAAAUUGCAGAGUUCUUCCUCAAAAUAUUCAAGAAAACACCCUCUGUUUAGAAAGAAACUUGCUUGGCUCUACAGAGGGGAAAGGAAAAAGUAAUCUCCUUCAUUAUUUCAUUAGAACAAACUCGAAUAGUUCGUUAGAAAAGUUAUUUUCAAUUCUUAGUUCAAGACACCCAAUUCCAAUACGGGAGCAAUUACCUGAAAUAUCUCUUUCAGAUCAGAAAUUAUCAAUAUGUUUACCAAGGAAUAAAAAAAUAUGUAACUCAUUUGAUUAUCUCACGAGUCACAGGGUUUUGGUGAAGAAAAUUCUUCAAACAGAUUUAGGUUAUAAAGAGUGGAGCUCGCCACUAAGACGAUUCAUUAAUGUUUCUUUGAUGGAGAUGAUGCAACCGCAUGCCCAAAAUUUCAACCCUCUUAAAUAUGAAGAAGAGAUGUAUAUACUUCGAGGUAAUGUGAUAAGAAAGCUAACUGAGUCAGAGUUGAACCAAUUUUGGAGCUCUACUUAUCAUACGAAAUCAUCAUCCAAAUAUAUUUUGAAGAAAAGAGACUCACAUUUGGAAAAAGCUAACCUAAAUCCCCUAAAAAUAGAGAAACUCUAUAUGAAUAGUAUUGAAGGGUUUACUCAGGAAGUUAAGAAGGUAGUAAGAUUGAAAUCAAAUCCAUCUUAUAAGCUUGGAACUAAGAUGUGUUACUUUUUUCUCUUAAAAAAUUUACUUUUUAUAGUUCCUUCAUCGUGCGCAAUACUUCCUUUCUUAACAGAAAUACAACAAAACGUUAAAAUGACAAAUAAAAAAGAUAAAGACUCAACUCCCCAUAUAAUAGAUCCAUUAAUAUUUAACAAAUACCACCACAUACCAUGGCUGAAAAAUGAUUUAAAACUUAAAGAAUUUCAUAAAAACGAUUAUCGUUAUUUUCAACACUUUUGCCGUAAGAUUUCUCUUGUUUUAUAUUCAACCCACUGUAUUGACUUAACGACUGUGUCUAAUAUACACUUAGAUUCUCCAAGAGAUGGCAUUACAAGUUAUAUAUCUUUGAACAAUUUGAAAAAAAAACAAAAAAAGUUAUCAACUUGCAAAAAAACAUCAACUUAUAUAUCUUCUUCUGUUGUUGUUUUACAACGGGGUCGCUCAAAUGUUAAAUUCUUAUUUUCCUCAGAUCAAGUUGCAAACGAAUGGAUGACACAAUUGAACCAAAUAAAGAAUUAUUGGAAAAACCAUGAUAGCAAAAAUAAAAACCUUACAGCAAAAAAUAAUAUCAUAGUCAAUAGUACCCCCCAUACAAAUUCAUUUGCAAAGAAUGGCUCACCUUAUACCGGCAGUACUGGUUUAGUUUUAACUAAUAAUAGUAUAAUGUCAAUAUUAAUUCAUCAUGGAAUUUUAUACAUCAAAAGUGGGAAGUACAAUAUAUUCAAGAAAUAUUUAGUUGUACUGAUACCUGGAACCUUGAUACUUUACAAAAUAAACAAAAGAUCAUUUAGUGGAAAUAAUGAAACCAAUCUAAAAUACCCAGUUUAUAAGGUUGUGGUUUUAGAAUAUUGUUACGUAUACCCAGGAAAUUCGGAUUUUCGUGCUCUAUUUUCCACAAAGGUAUUAAACAAUUCCACCAAAACAAAUAGCGAUCAUAUAUCUAAAUUGUAUGGGGAUGGAUGGCGAUCUAAUGAAGACCAAUUCAUCAGAUCUUUUACUCUCCAAUUUGGAAGUCGUAAAAAAAGGAUAACCACACAAAUAGAAAAAGUUGAACCUGCUAUAACUGUUCAACCAGUAAAAGUACAUUCGGAAGAGCGUUUUCAGCAAUCCAAGACGAACAGUAAACUAAAAAAAUUAGAGGGCCUUCACUUUUUAUCUAAUAAAACAGUACAUUAUUUUCAACAAAAUCAAAUUUUUUUGGCAAGGUCACAACAAGAGAGAGAUCUCUGGGUAGCCUUGAUUUCGAAAGAGAUCGAAAGACUUCAAUAA
This is a messenger RNA of Maudiozyma saulgeensis, 3126 nucleotides long. NCBI's taxonomy places the organism in Eukaryota, Fungi, Ascomycota, Saccharomycetes, Saccharomycetales, Saccharomycetaceae. The record is from the annotation of a GenBank genome assembly.